AUGGAAAACACAUUACUGAAAGUGAGAGAAGGUGAAGAAACGAGCUGGCAAGCUGAGCAGGUGGACAAAACUACCACAGGAGAGGUGGAACAGGCAUUGGAUUCGCUGCGAGGAGAUCUAGCAGCCGAUCGAGACACCACUAAGGCGGGCAGCAAGCUGUCGCAAGGUGAUCUUGUGCUGUGCCUCAGCAAGCUCAACGACCAGAUCCACUCCUUGAAGGGCCAAGUGUACGAUGCCAUCGGACAGAGCUACGAGGAGUUCAUACAAGCGUUUGACAACGCGGUGUACGUGGAGAAGGCCAUCGCCGAGCUCACCGAUGGGCUGGCGGCAGUCACGCAGCAGAUCGAGGACCCACACACCGGCAUCCACGCCGCGCUGGUGAAGCCGGCCUUGGAAUUGGAGCACAUCACACAGCAAGCAGCUCUCACCGGCGAGCUCAUUCAGACAGUAACUGUGCUGAACCAGGGGGAGCUCCUCCGACAGCUGCCCACCGAAGACCAGGACACGCGGAACGUUCCCGCAGUGUUCAUCGCGGUCAAGAAACGGCACAGGCGACGAUGCGAUCGGCUGAAAGCGAGGCUCGGUGCUCUGUUGCGCCAGGCCCUCACCUUCGAGGCCACCUCCCUCUCCUACUCUCCUUUGCUGACCGUGCUGACCCGCACCACCCAACGGCCCACAGUGCAUUUGAGUAGCCAGGAGGGCAAGCAAGUGGUCACGGUCCCGCUGGCGGACAUCUUCGAGGCGAUGGACAGCGUGGACGAAGAGGGGGCGCCCGAUCAGCAUCAUCGCUUCCUUGAGAGGGAAAUGGAGGAGUUUGUGUGCCAUGCGCUGCGGACGGGCGUGCUGCACUUCAUCCUGGCCCACGCCUUCUCCGGCCAGGCGUGGGAGGUGCGCGCCGACGAAGCCGAACACAAGCGAAUCUACCUCGCGGAGAAGCAGCGCCUGGACGAGGCCGUCAGCGAGCGAGCCCACGACGCCAAGUCCGAGCGAGCCGUGAGCGUAGACAACCUCUUUGGGGUGCUGGGCGCUUUCUUCGGGAUCCUAUCAUCGCACGUCUUUGCGCACGACAAACAGCGACUGGCCCUGCUUGGCCAUCUCCUGUGGGAACCGCUGUGCCGCGACAUCAUCGCCAAAGUGCUCUCCCCGGCCAUUCCCUCCGACACUGCCAAGCUGGCCCAGUACCAGCGGGAGACCAUACACGCCACAGAAAAGUUCGAGGAGGAGAUGGUCGCGCUCGGGCUGGUGCCGGCGAGCGCCGCCAGCGGACCGGACGACCACCACAGUGACAACGACCCCCGCCAGCCACCCCCGGCCGAGGCCCGGCGGCUCAGCCGGUUCAUCAACAACGUCGACAACCACUUUGCGACCAAGAAGCAGAAGAAGAUCCUCAACCGGGCGCGCAACCUGCUGCUCAACCAGGAGGCCAACGUGUGCCUCAAGGAGGUGUGCACCGCCAACAUGCUGCCCGACGUGUCGUCGUUCCUCACCAUCAACGCCACCGCCGACGUCAACGCCAACGCCAACGCCGACAAGCGGCGGCGGAGGCGACAGUCGGCCAUGCAAGCGAGCGCUGGCGCCGGCAGCGGUGGAGGAGCGGACGACGUCGACGUCUACGUCGAUGAGCGCGAGGAGGAGGGCCUGCGGCGGAUUGCGACGCAGAGCAAGAAGGGCGAGUGCCGCGACGUCGCGACCGGGGCCACGCCGCCGACCGACGACCGAGUCUUCAUCUUCCAGAUGCCCACGUGCCAAGUGAGUGCGAGUACGAUCGGGCUGGUGGUCCUGGCGCAACACACGCUCGAGGAGGCCUGUCGACUGCGCGACUCCGCUCCCCAGUGCGCCCACACGCUCCAGCAAACGGCGCGCGACCUGUUUGACCUCUACCGUGCGAUCAUGCCCCUGCAGUACCAGUGCGCUGUCGCGUGCGAGCAGAAGGAGACCAUCAAGUCCGUGCCGAGUCUGGCGAUGGCGUUCCACAACGACUGCUUCUAUCUUGCUCUCCAACUCCUCACGCUCGGCAUGCAGUACCAGGACCGGUUACCGAAGGACAAGGGCGCAUUCACGCUGGUGGACCUGGUGCCGGUGUUCCGACAGCUCGGCGAGAAGCAGUACCAGCAGCAAGUCCUCCGUGUGCGGUUUAUGACGGUGGAGCGGGCCAUGAAGCGAGUGGUCCACCACCUCACCCACCUCUCCCGCGUAUGGAAGGACGUGCUGCCGCGCCACGUGUACCUGCGCACGGUGGGCCAGCUGCUGGACGUUGCGCUGGAGGACCUGAUCGCGAGCUUCGAGAAGCUGGAGGACAUCUCCGAGGAGGAGACCCACCACCUGCACGAGCUCCUCUCCCUCCUCCUCGACUGCUCCUCCUUCUUCACGGCCACCGCCGCCGAAGACGAAGGCGGUGACAGCGAGGGCGGCCAAGCCGUUCUGGCCGAGAGUGGGAGGGAGGAGGAGACCAAGCGCCACGCCCGGCGGUGGAGCAAGUUCGUGAAGAUCGUGAACAUGCUGGAGAGCAAGUUGGUCAUCAUCGUCGACGCCUACGUUAAAGGUCUGAUGCCCGAGUUCGAGGCCGAGGAGCUCAAGGCCAUCAUCCGCGCCCUCUUCUCGGAUUCGCCCCUACGCAAGAGCCAGCUGGCCCUCAUCAAGUGA
Messenger RNA from Acanthamoeba castellanii str. Neff, 2643 nucleotides. RefSeq lists its product as uncharacterized. Gene Ontology annotation, cellular component: RZZ complex. The coding region runs from base 1 to 2643 and encodes 880 amino acids. The record is from RefSeq and is a predicted model, not a curated record. Gene Ontology annotation, biological process: mitotic spindle assembly checkpoint signaling; endoplasmic reticulum to Golgi vesicle-mediated transport. Lineage: Eukaryota; Discosea; Longamoebia; Acanthamoebidae. The transcript is spliced from 15 exons.